Messenger RNA from Arctia plantaginis, 261 nucleotides. Lineage: Eukaryota; Metazoa; Arthropoda; Insecta; Lepidoptera; Erebidae. The record is from the annotation of a GenBank genome assembly.
AUGGAUAGUUUAGUAAUAAUUCUUAUUAUGUCAGCUUUCGUAUUAAAAACAUUUGGUGAUUACCUAACAAACGUUGAAGAAGAUCUAGCUGAUAUCGAUGACGAAAAUGAUGACUAUGAUGAAGGACUCGAAGUCAAGGAUGGGCAACCUAAUACAACUGAAAAACUGGAGAAAGCACUAAAAUUGUUUGAGGAAACCAUGGAUGUUUUUAAAAAGAAGUAUGAAAUCAAGGAAGAUAAUCUAACGUUUUAUAAGGCUUAA